AUGCGAAUCUGGUUAUGCUGCGUUCUUCUUUUGUUACAAGUGGUUCCUGGAAACUGCGCAGGCGGUGAAAGUUACCAGACAAGUUAUAGUCAAGGUUCCUCCCAAAGUUACAGUCAAGGAAGUUCUGGUCAAGGUUACGGUCAAGGAGGUUCUGGGCAAGGCUCCAGCCGAGGUUAUGGGCCGUACGGUUACGGAUGCGGAUGUUCUAGUUACCACAGAUACAUGCCAGCACCAGCACCAGCACCAGCUCCAAGUCCACAGCCAGUAUCAGUGCCAGUUCCAAGUAUACAGCCAGUAGCAGUGCCAGUUCCAAGUAUACAGCCACUGGCAGUGCCAGUUCCAGUACUGCAACCCGUUUCAGUAGAGCAGUUCGUUCCGGUACCAGUUGCUCGUUUCCGCUAUGAAGUAUUGAGGCCGUGGAUGGUGUUUGGCACAGGCUGGUUCUCUUCAAGUGAGUUCGUUUCCGAUUGGUAA
Messenger RNA from Haemonchus placei, 474 nucleotides. Lineage: Eukaryota; Metazoa; Nematoda; Chromadorea; Rhabditida; Trichostrongylidae. The record is from the annotation of a GenBank genome assembly.